Molecule: messenger RNA, 969 nt
Organism: Postia placenta MAD-698-R-SB12
Lineage: Eukaryota; Fungi; Basidiomycota; Agaricomycetes; Polyporales; Adustoporiaceae
Exons: 10
Coding region: 1-795 (264 amino acids)
Biological process (GO): actin cortical patch localization; endocytosis; actin filament organization
Cellular component (GO): actin cortical patch; medial cortex; Rvs161p-Rvs167p complex
Molecular function (GO): lipid binding; protein binding
Source: RefSeq, a predicted model, not a curated record
AUGAGCUGGGCAGGAUUCAAGAAGUCCGUGAACCGAGCGGGAACCACUCUCCUGCAGAAGACGGGCCAGAUUGAACGAACAGUCGACAGAGACUUCGCCGAAGAGGAGGCGAAAUACAAGACGUAUGAGAAGGAGUGCCAGCAGCUGCAGAAGGAUGCGAAGGGAUAUCUGGAUGCCAUGCGGGCGAUGACUUCGGCGCAGGGCCGCCUCGCGGACACAAUCGGUGUCUUCUACGACGCGGCCGACAAGACGUCUGAAGGUGCGAUGGCAGCCCAUGCAUACAAGCGUGCGGUAGACGACCUUGAUUCUGGUCUCGGACGAGAAAUGGACGCGCCCUACCGUACAACUGUCAUGGAACCCUUGGGCAAGAUGUGUGCAUACUUCCCCGUUGUCAACGAGCAUAUUUCCAAGCGGAACAAGAAGCUACUGGACUACGACUCUGCCAGGAGCAAGAUGAACAAACUCAUUGCGAAGCCCAGCGAGGACCCGACAAAGCUGCCAAGGGCUCAGCAGGAAUUUGACGACACAAAGGAGGUGUUCGACAUGCUGAACGAGCAGCUCAUUGCGGAACUUCCCCAGCUGCUCGACCUCCGAGUGCCCUUUUUUGACCCGAGUUUCGAAGCGAUGAUCCGCAUGCAAUGCAAAUUCGCGGAGGAAGGAUACGAGAAACUUAGUGGUGUUCAGAGGUACUUUGCGGACAAUGUACGAGACGACUACGCAGCCGGCCAGCUGGAUGCACAAGUCGAGGGCGUUCUCCAAGAGAUGAGGGAGCUAACAAUCUGCGGAGCCAGUUAAACGAGUCUAGAUGCUUGUAUAACAAGCUGUGUAGUUCUACUCUUUCGUGGAGUUCUCAGCUUUCUCUCAGGACGUACGAUAUGCGGAAUGCGCCAUUUGGAAUUCGACGGAUAGUUUACGACAUUGAUUGAUGGUAUAUAAGCAGCGGCUUUCUCGAAAGCAUGCUGAUGGACU